Gymnodraco acuticeps is the source of this 2923-nucleotide messenger RNA. RefSeq names its product PMS1 homolog 2, mismatch repair system component (gene pms2). Bases 186 to 2705 code for a protein of 839 amino acids. The record is from RefSeq and is a predicted model, not a curated record. Gene Ontology annotation, biological process: mismatch repair. The transcript has 15 exons. NCBI's taxonomy places the organism in Eukaryota, Metazoa, Chordata, Actinopteri, Perciformes, Bathydraconidae. Gene Ontology annotation, cellular component: MutLalpha complex. Gene Ontology annotation, molecular function: mismatched DNA binding; ATP binding; ATP hydrolysis activity.
CAACUUUUUGUGUUUACAACAUUUGAAGCGGUUGCACUUACAGGUUUAUCACUAAAAGAUCAUGCAAAACAAACUCCUUUUAUUUGCAUGGAUUUUAGUUGGGUUCUCUUCCUUCUCUGUUUCAGUUGAAGUCAUAUUUCAUUUGAAUUGAAUGAGUUCCUCCUGGUGCCUGUCAGUCCUUGAAGAUGUCUGAUGCUUGCACCUCUGAACCUGCAGGAGCCAUCAAGGCCAUUGACAAGCAGUCAGUGCAUCAGAUCUGCUCAGGACAGGUGGUUCUGACUUUGGCCACUGCUGUCAAAGAGCUGGUGGAAAACAGCAUCGAUGCAGGGGCCACCAAUGUUGAUGUCAGGCUGAAGGAGUGUGGAGCUGAACUAGUGGAAGUGUCAGACAAUGGCAAAGGAGUAGAUGAGGCAAACUUUGAAGGACUGACAUUAAAACAUCACACGUCUAAGCUGAGGGAUUUCUCCGAUCUCAUCCAUGUGGAAACAUUUGGCUUCAGAGGUGAAGCCCUCAGCUCUUUAUGUGCUCUGAGCGGCCUGAGUGUGGUGACGUGCCAUGAAUCCACUCAGGUGGGCACCAAGCUGGUGUUUGACCACAAAGGCCACCUGGUGCAGCAGUCCCCUCAACCCCGACAGCAAGGCACCACCGUCAGCCUGCAGCAGCUCUUCAACACCCUGCCUGUUCGCUACAAGGAGUUCCAACGCAACAUUAAGAAGGAGUAUGCCAAAAUGAUACACAUCCUGCAGUCCUACUGUAUCAUCUCUACAGGAGUGCGGAUCACCUGCUCCAACCAGAACGGGCAGGCGAAGCGCAGCACCGUCCUCAGCACCAGUGGCUCCCAGAGCAUGAGAGACAACAUAGGGGCCAUAUUCGGACCAAAACAGCUACAGAGUAUUCUGCCUUUUCAGCAAGUGUCUCCAGCAGAAAAUGUGAUUGAAGAAUAUGGACUGACUGUUGCAGAUCUACCCAAACAGCUGUUUACCAUGACAGGGUUUGUGACCCGAGCAGACCAUGGUGCUGGGAGGAGUUCAACAGACAGGCAGUUCUUUUAUGUUAACAACCGGCCGUGUGAUCCUGUUAAGGUGACCAAACUUGUAAAUGAAGUGUAUCACAUGUACAACAGACAUCAAUAUCCCUUUGUUGCCCUGAACAUAGCUGUUGCCUCAGAGUGUGUGGACGUGAACGUAACCCCAGACAAACGACAGAUUUUCCUUCAGGAGGAGAAACUCUUGCUGGCUAUUCUCAAGACCUCUCUCAUCAACAUGUAUGAGUCGGGAGUCAAUAAGAUCAGCCUGAACUACACGCUGAAACCAAGCAUGAAUACAAAGUCUGCGUCUGGAAUCAGUCAGGUUGUCAACUCUAAUGGGAAAAUGCAACAAUCUGCAGAAAAAAAGGAUCAUGUGACACGCUGCCCAAAGUCAUCUGUAAACUUAGCCGCUCUAAAAGCUGCUUUUUCAAGUGGUCACAACUCAAGCGUGGCAAAAGCAGCCAACAGUGGCCCGACACAAAAAACACUGCAGACGUUUUUCAAGGACACCGUCAAAUCUCCUCCGUGCAACUCCAGUGUAAGAUCUCCUUUGAAAGCCACAAGAGAUUUAGCUGAAUACUCUCCUGUGGGAAAGUCAGUGCUCGAUGGGUUCAGGUACGGAAAAACGUCAUGCAGUAACGCCAAUGCUAAAAAAGACAGCGCUGUCACUGUGCCAUCACCAGAUAUUGAGGUUUCUGGACUGGAGUUCAGAUCUUCGGAGCCAGACACUGACUGUGUUAAAGAAGAAGAAGAGUCAGAUAAUACUCAAACUGUUCCUGAGCCACACACUUCCAAUGAGGACUGUCCUGUGAGCCCCAAUGCUAAGAGAGCCAGGAAAGAGAAACCACAUUCACCAACAAAACAUGAAUCCAACACUUCUUCGAAAUCUUCCUCGACGGUGGAUGCUCCAGUGCGCCUACAGAAGAGGACGGUGAACCUCCAGUUUUCUUUACAAGAUCUGGCAGGGAAGGUGAAGAGGAUACAGGAUCUGCAGAGACAGAAGGAUGAUGAUGAGCUGCUCUAUCGACGCUUCAGGGCCAAGAUCAACCCCGGAGAAAACAACAGUGCAGAGGAAGAGCUGAAGAAAGAGAUCAGUAAAGACAUGUUUAAGGAAAUGGAGAUCAUCGGCCAGUUCAACCUGGGCUUCAUUAUCGCCAAGCUGAACUCGGACAUCUUCAUGAUUGACCAGCAUGCAUCAGAUGAGAAAUACAACUUUGAGAUGCUGCAGCAACACAAUGUUCUCCAAGGACAGAAACUCAUAGUACCUCAGAAGCUUCACCUAACUGCUAUCAGUGAAAAUGUGCUCAUGGAGAACAUAGAGAUUUUCAGGAAGAAUGGCUUUGAGUUUUUUGUGGAUGAGGAAGCUCAGGUCAUGGAGAGGGUAAAGCUGGUAUCUCUGCCCACCAGUAAAAACUGGACUUUUGGCCCCCCCGACAUUGAAGAGCUGAUCUUCAUGCUGAGUGACAGCCCGGGGGUUAUGUGUCGACCGUCCCGCGUCAGGCAGAUGUUUGCCUCCCGAGCUUGUCGGAAAUCUGUGAUGAUCGGCACUGCUCUGAGUGUCAGUGAGAUGAAGAAGCUCCUGGUUCACAUGGGGGAGAUCGAGCAACCCUGGAACUGUCCUCACGGCAGGCCCACCAUGAGACACCUCGCCAACCUGGACAUGAUCUCACAAGACUGACCAAGACUGUCCAGGAAUCAACAGUGACUUAAAAUAACUAGAUACAGAUCAUUUAUGUUAAACAUCACCCCUGCACCUAUUCACACAAGUGCAAACCAUAGAUACUGUAUUCUUGUAUGGUUAACCUUUUUGCUGUUUAGUGUUUAGUUUUUUUUAUACCUGUUGUGUUCUGAUUUUAUUUGUAUUAACACCCAAUUCAUGGGGUAAAUAAACAAGAU